Messenger RNA from Colletotrichum destructivum, 2812 nucleotides. RefSeq lists its product as uncharacterized. The transcript is spliced from 4 exons. Bases 455 to 2494 code for a protein of 679 amino acids. The record is from RefSeq and is a predicted model, not a curated record. Lineage: Eukaryota; Fungi; Ascomycota; Sordariomycetes; Glomerellales; Glomerellaceae.
CGAUGCUACUGGUAUUGGGCAUCGGCCGAGGCUACCUACAUCCCGUCCCUCACCGUCGCCAUCAACUGCGAAGCUGCAAGGGGUUGGGUUCCCCGUCCCUCUGCCGCCUCCCUUGUAAAUACAGUUCGCUCGCUACCUUGGCCUCGGCAGUGCCACUGACAGGCCCUCGACCCCGGCUUGGCUGCAUCGCUUAGCUGUUCUGAGCCCUCAACAGAGACAUGAUUGACCUGUCGCGGCAUAUCUAGUGGGGCGACCAUAAGCACAGCCUCUGUUUGUGUGAUCCUUCGUUCUGCUGCCUGGGUAGAUCAACCCACAAAGAUGGGACAGUAACCAGCUGCUUUUCUCCGUUGAUAAUGGAACCGAGUCUGCCCAGAGUGCCCAUCUACUAUGAACCAGACCUGCAGUUGGACUGUUAUUCAACCUUGGACUUUGCUCAUCAACCUCCCACACGGUCAUGGACAGGCUCCAUGGUAUCCGAUCACCACCGCCGUCAGGCCAAGUCGGAUUUCCGCCGUCCAGUGCACAACCAUCGGACUCGUUCGCAGACGACCAUAGGCCACUCAUGCAAUCCGCGGACUCGGCAGAAGACCGACCCCGGGCGGGAGAACCUCGGCACGCGAUCCCGAUGGAUUCGAUGUCCUUCAGCGCGGCAGCUCUGCCCCGACACGGCGCCGCCUCCGCACCGGCCCAUGUAUUCGGCGGCUCCGAUGCCUCUUACAACCCACUUCCCAAUGCGGAACACGCCUCAGCUGAAUCACCUGGCUGGGAUUACACACCAGGACGUGCCGAAACCAAGUCUAGAAUCUCGUACAAGGAGUCUCCACUCGUCCACACGGAGGAGCAGCCGUGGACCGCGUCGCUUCGCGGGUGGGUGCCGGAGCUCCUCUGGUGCGUAGUGAGCACCGCCUCGGUCGCCGCCCUCGCCGGCGUGCUGAGCCGCUUCGACGGCCAGCCGCUGCCGGAGUGGCCGCUCGGGCUGACGCUCAACACCCUGAUUGCCUUCCUCGCGACCCUGGCCCGCGCCGCCUUCGUCAUCCCGGUCUCGGAGAGCAUCUCGCAGCUCAAGUGGCUCUGGUACCGCGAGGAACGACCUUUGAAGGACUUUCAAGACUUUGACUCGGCGAGCCGGGGGCCGUGGGGGAGUAUCCAAUUACUGAUGACGACCAGGGCAUGGUCUCCCAGCGUGAUUUCGACCGUGGUCUUCCUCACGGCCAUCUUCACGUCAACUUUGACUCAGUCUGCCGUGACGUACCCUGUCCGUCUGGCCCACGUCGACGGAACCGCCGUCGUCUCCCGCUCGACCUCCUUCUACUUCAACACCGCCAACGUCUUCUCCGGGGUGAACCAGCAGCACUAUACCGAGCAGUCCAUCUUCGAGGGGCUGAGCUACAGCCACACGCAGGAAUUCCCGCUCAGUCCGGCGCGCUGCCCCACAAGCGAGUGCAAGUGGGAGCCGUACACCUCGCUGAGCGUGUGCGCCAAGUCCUGGAACGUUACGGAUUCGCUCAACGUCACCGUCACGCAGAGGUCCCCUCCGCCGCCGUUACGCUUCGCCUCCCUCCCGAACGGGAUCUCAGCCAACCUGAGCGGCUACUACCAGGGAAUGGUCGUCCUGAGAGGCACGCGGCGGCCCAUAGCCUCCGACGUGAACCCCGAGUCGUCCAUUUUCAACUUCACCGUGCUCUACUCCCUACGCACCGGCCCGGUCGAGAUCAUCGGCGCCGCCGAGGCGGUGCUCUACUUCUGCACGAAGACGUACGACCUCUCGUUCGCCGGCAACAUCGAGGCGAGGUCCGUCGUCGACGUCACGACCGACGUCGAGACGGGGUCCGUCGAGCUGCCCGCCGGCCAGGGCCGCCGCGAGCUGCCGGCCAUCAGGGACCCCCUCGAGCCCGGCGCCAACUUCCCGUUCGGCGGGACGGGGCUCGGGUCCAUGGUGGAGAGCCUGGUGUAUGCUCUCAACGGCACGUACGCGGACAUGGGCGCCAGCGAUCCAAGCACGCUCGGCCUGGCGCCGGCGCGGUACUGGGCCGCGUUACAGUACGGGGCCAAGACCCUCGAGGACCAGGGUCGGCCGGGCGUUUCGCAAGAGACCGUAAUCAACGAAGGGAUUGCGAACAUUACGGGCAACGUCGCGAGGAGUUUAUCGAAUCGGAUAACAAAGGACACCACCAAUGUCACGGGCGACGUCCUGGCCGCCGAGACCUUCGUCCAGGUCCGCUGGCCCUGGCUCGCCUUCAUAUCCUCACAGGUCGCCCUCUCCGCCCUGCUCCUCGCGACCGCCAUCAUCCAGACCAGGGUGGCGCGCAUCGGGGUCGUCAAGAGCUCCGUGCUGCAGGGGCUGGUCGCCGUCAACUCCAAGGACAAGCAGGCGUUGGAGAUCUGUCUCGCGCAGCGGAAGCACCAGGACGAAGUCGACGAGAUUGUCAGAAGGGGACCCGGGAUCGCGUGGAGUCUCGGAAUGACGGAACGUGGGUGGAAGCUAGGCUGCUAGGUGACAGCGGUCCAGUUACAGUGACGGUAGAUUGACUUCUCUGGACAUAUGUACAUGACGACAACAAACAGGUCAACAAUGUCUCGCUCCCCAUAACACGCUGUCCGAUAAAACGGCGAACUGUAUACCCUUUUGGGCGUCAGUUCUCUAUCUCCAGCCUCUUCCGGAAGUGAGUUUGAGAGGGAGAAGACAAGCAGGUUUUACGCUCAUCCUGUAUCUAUAGGAACAUACCCAGCCUGUGAAAACUCCUGGCCUAGUGUUAAUACUGCUUCCACGUCGAUAUACGGCCACAUCUGAUGCCAUCCUCCAUGACCUAAC